AUGGGGGCAGGACACACGGAAGCCCACACACCCUCCAUCUCAAAUAUGCUGCUGCUGCCGCUGGUGCUGCCCUUGCUGUGGGCAGGUGAGUGGGCCCAGGGGAAGAGGUACUGGCUGCAAGUUCAGGAGUCCCUGACAGUGCAGGAGGGCCUAUGUAUCUCUGUGCCCUGCAAUUUCUUCUACCCCAAGAAUGGCUGGGCUGACUCUGACCCUGUUCAUGGCUACUGGUUCCGGGAAGGGGCCUCUACGUCCCAGGAUGCUCCAGUGGCCACAAACAACCCACAUCGUAAAGUACAGGAGGGGACCCAGGACCGAUUCUGCCUCCUUGGAAACCCCCUGGAAUAUGACUGCUCCCUGGAGAUCAAAGAUGCACAGAGAAGGGACUCGGGGACAUACUUCUUCAGGGUGGAGAGAGGGUCUUAUGUGAGAUAUAAUUACCUACAGAACCAGCUCUCCGUGCAUGUGACGGCUCUGACAAAGACACCUGACAUCCACAUCCAAGAGCCCCUAGAACCUGGCCGCCCCAAGAACAUUACCUGUAGCGUGCUGUGGGUCUGUAAGAGGGGAACACGCCCCACAUUCUCCUGGAUCGGGGUUGCCCUCACCUCCUGGGGCUCCAAGAGUCGCUAUGCCUCUGUGCUCACCCUCACACCAAGGCCCCAGGACCACGGCACCAACCUUACCUGUCAAGUGAACUUCCCUGGAGCUGGUGUGAGCACAGAGAGGACCAUCCAGCUAAACGUGUCUUAUGCUCCACACAACCUGACCAUCCUCAUCUUCAGGGGAAACAGCACAGUACCAGAGGCCCUGGGCAAUGCCACCUCUCUGCGAGUUCAGAAGGGCCAGUCUCUGCGCCUGGUCUGUGAUACUGACCACAAGUUCCCUGUGAUGCUGAGCUGGUCCCGAGGAAGCCUGACCCUAAGCCCCUCCAAGCCCUCGGAUCCCAGGGUCCUGGAGCUGCCCCGGCUGGUCCUGGGCGAUGAAAGAGAAUUCACCUGCCGAGCUCAGCACUUGUGGAACUCCUACCACGUCUCCCUGAACCUAGUUAUGCAGGGUACCUCCAGUUCCUGCCCCCAGAACUCAGGGGAGCAGGGGGGAACCUGGCCUCUGGUCCUCACCCUGAUCAGAGGGGCCCUCAUGGGGGCUGGCUUCCUUUCCACCUAUGGCCUCACCUGGAUCUACUAUACCAGCACCAGCACCACCAGCUGCACCGGCCCUGGUGCCCGGGGCUCCGCGGGGGUCCUCAGCGCUUCGGAGGUGGCGCGCCUCCUGGCGGCGGCGCCCUGA
This is a messenger RNA of Nyctereutes procyonoides (raccoon dog), 1287 nucleotides long. RefSeq names its product sialic acid-binding Ig-like lectin 14. The record is from RefSeq and is a predicted model, not a curated record. Gene Ontology annotation, molecular function: sialic acid binding. Gene Ontology annotation, biological process: cell adhesion. Lineage: Eukaryota; Metazoa; Chordata; Mammalia; Carnivora; Canidae. Gene Ontology annotation, cellular component: plasma membrane.